AUGUGGAGCCUUAAUCGCAUCAGAUCUACCGUUUUUCUAUGCAUACUGUUUGUGCUCUAUACGAGUGGUCAAACAUCAGAAAAUAUUCCAACGGAAGAUACUGUGAACUGUUCCCGUGUUUUGGGCAGCUUCGUACCCAAAGCGGAUCGUGUGAACAAAGAUCGUGGUAAUCAUUGCAUUUCUCUCGUGUUGUUUUAUACACGGUACACACCAGAGAUGGUUUGUUUGCCUCCCCAUGGGAAAUGCUAUAUGAAAUUCUUCGAGAACCACACUCACGACGAAGCGGAAGAAGCGUGUGCUAGGUAUGGUGGUAUGAUUGUUCGACCGGAAUCGGAUGAAGAAAGUGCGACCUUGGCAAAGUUGGCCGAUGGAGAUUUUCAUUUGAGCGGAAAACGGGUUAGUGAGGACGAACGAUACGAUUUUCCGGAGGAUAUGCCUGUAUACGCGUAUGUUGCACUCCUGUUUCUGUUCGUAUUCCGUGCAGAAAUUGGAUUUGCUUCCGUGACACCUAUCGGGGUUUAUGUCUGGCCGCUUCGACAAAGAAAGGACUGUGGAGACCGAUCGAUUGCUCAAGGCGUAUUGUCACUAUAUGCCAAUUUUAAACCGUGUACUUGGCCCCCAGUCUUCUCACGUGCUCGUCGUCACGCACCGGAUAAACUCCGUGCCGCGAAGGAAGAAUUUGACCGGCUCCUCACAGCCGGUACCAUUCGGGCAUCCGACAGCAGCAGUGCGUCGCCCCUUCAUAUGGUCCCCAAAAAGGACUCGGCAGUUUGGCGUCCAUGCGGUGAUUAUCGUGCUCUUAACAGUGUUACCACCCCUGACCGCUGCCCUAUCCCGCACAUUCAUGACUUCACAGCUUGCCUAUAUGGCAACACUAUCUUCUCUAAACUUCCUCUGUUGCGUGCUUACUACCAGGUACCAGUUGACUCUGAUGACAUCCCAAAGACCGCGGUGAUCACGCCGUUUGGUCUCUUUGACUUUCUUCGCAUGCCCUUUUGGCGUGAGAAAUGCUUCUCAAACCUUCCAACGCUUCAUUGA
Molecule: messenger RNA, 1038 nt
Organism: Echinostoma caproni
Lineage: Eukaryota; Metazoa; Platyhelminthes; Trematoda; Plagiorchiida; Echinostomatidae
Source: the annotation of a GenBank genome assembly